CCUCCCCUCCAGUCCUCCACCGAUCGAUCCAAGUCACCCGAAUCAAAUGCCAUUGGCGCCGCUCGCCGGGGCCGCCGCCGGCGCCCGCGUCAGCCGCCGCCCGAACCUCUCCCUCCUCGCCGACCGCUGCACCACCACGCGCUCGCUGGCCCGCGUCCACGCGGCCAUGCUCGUCUCCGGCCGCCUCGCCGAGAACGCCUUCGCGGCGUCUCGCCUCCUGGCCGCCUACGCCGCGCUUUCCCCGGACCCCCCUGCCGCCACGCUCGCGCUCCUCUCCUCCGUCCCCAUCGCCACCAACACCUUCAUGCUCAACACAACCAUCCGGGCACUCGCCUCCUCCCCGGACCCUGCCGCCGCGUUCCCCUUCUUCGCGCGCCUCCGCGCCACCGGCGCCCUCGCCGCGCCCGGCCAGCACGCCUUCUCCUUCCUCCUCAAGGCCGCCGCGCGCCUCCCGCACCCGCUCCCCGUCGCCGGGCAGCUCCACGCGCUCGCCAUUCGGCGCGGCGUGCACCUGGACGCCUACGUCGCCAACGGGCUCGUCCGGGCCUACUCUGUGGUCGGCCGCCUCGGCGCCGCGCGCAGGGUGUUCGACGAGGUGCCCGAGCGGAACGCGAACCUGUACACCACGGUCGUCUCCGCGUACGCGCAGAACGGACGGCAUGAGGGCGCCUUGGCGGUGUUCGACGAGAUGGUCCGCGAGGGGUUUGAACCCGGCGGCGCUACGCUGUCAUCUGUGCUGUACGCGUGCGCGCGGUCCUCGUCGGGUGGGCUCCAGAUGGGGCGCCGUGUGCACAACCUCAUGGUGGCGCGGGGCGGGGCGGAGGGGACCAUCCUCGGCACGGCGCUCGUUGACAUGUAUGCCAAGAAUGGUGCCAUCCAGGAGGCGGUGGCAGUGUUCGACGGGAUGCCGGAGCGGCGCGUGGCAGCAACUUGGAACGCCCUGAUCUCGGGGCUGGCGCACCACGGCCAUAGCAAGCGCGCGCUGGAAGUGUUCGAGAGGAUGCAGCAGGAGGGUGUGCCGCCAAAUGCAAUCACACUCGUCGGGGCGCUCUCAGCAUGUUGCCACGCAGGGCUGCUGAACGAGGCCCGCCGACUGUUCAGGUCCAUGAAAGACUUUGGAAUCGCUCCAGGCAUCCAGCACUACGGGUGCAUGGUCAACCUCCUUGGCCGGGCAGGGCUUCUAUCGGAGGCAGAGGAGAUGAUAAGGGGAAUGAAAUGCAAAGCGGACGCCAAGACUUGGGGAGCACUUCUGGCAGCUUGCAAGAAUCAUGGCGACGUUGAGAUCGCCGAGCGGGUGGUGGUGGAGAUGCUGAAACUGGAUCCUAGCAACCAUGGGGUGUAUGUUGUGCUGUCUAACUUGUAUGCAGAAGCUGGAAGGUGGCAGGACGUGGACAAGAUGAGGAUGGUGAUGAAGGGAGAACGGCUAUCAAAGAUCCCUGGGGCUAGCACAGUCGGUGAAUCACUGGAGCAACUGGAGAUCCCUGGGGCUAGCACAGUCGGUGAAUCACCGGAGCAACUGAAGAUCACCACCACCAGAUAAGGUGCUGGACUAAUUGCACUGGCUGGUGGCUUUGUG
Messenger RNA from Panicum virgatum (switchgrass), 1576 nucleotides. RefSeq names its product pentatricopeptide repeat-containing protein At5g56310-like. The transcript has a single exon. Gene Ontology annotation, biological process: RNA modification. Bases 47 to 1540 code for a protein of 497 amino acids. The record is from RefSeq and is a predicted model, not a curated record. Gene Ontology annotation, molecular function: RNA binding; protein binding. NCBI's taxonomy places the organism in Eukaryota, Viridiplantae, Streptophyta, Magnoliopsida, Poales, Poaceae.